Cavia porcellus (domestic guinea pig) is the source of this 2542-nucleotide messenger RNA. RefSeq names its product cell adhesion molecule 3 (gene Cadm3). The transcript is spliced from 10 exons. NCBI's taxonomy places the organism in Eukaryota, Metazoa, Chordata, Mammalia, Rodentia, Caviidae. Bases 174 to 1463 code for a protein of 429 amino acids. Gene Ontology annotation, cellular component: presynaptic membrane. The record is from RefSeq and is a predicted model, not a curated record.
AUUUAAUCCCGGCGACUGCAGCAGCGCCGGCUCCCUCCCGGUCCCCGCCUCGGCCCCGGGCUUGGAAGCGGCUCGGGGCGCCCUUUCGGCCAGCCGCGUCGCCCACACCCCACCCUCCAGGCCCCCAGAGACCCAGGCUCGCAGCGCCCAGCCCGGAACCCCCGGGAAGCGCGAUGGGGGCCGCCUCCGCCGUGCCCCUGCUCCUGCUCCUCGCCUGCUGCUGGGCGCCCGCUGGGGCCAACCUCUCCCAGGACGGCUACUGGCAGGAGCAGGAUUUGGAGCUGGGAACUCUGGCUCCACUGGACGAGGCCAUCAGCUCCACAGUCUGGAGCAGCCCUGACCUGCUGGCCAGUCAAGAUAGUCAGCCCUGGACAUCUGAUGAGACUGUGGUGGCUGGUGGCACCGUGGUGCUCAAGUGCCAGGUGAAAGAUCACGAGGACUCAUCCCUGCAGUGGUCUAAUCCUGCCCAGCAGACGCUGUACUUUGGGGAAAAAAGAGCCCUCAGAGACAAUCGGAUUCAGCUGGUCAGCUCCACACCUCACGAGCUCAGCAUCAGCAUCAGCAACGUGGCCCUGGCCGAUGAGGGCGAGUACACCUGCUCCAUCUUCACUAUGCCUGUGCGAACUGCCAAGUCCCUCGUCACUGUGCUUGGAAUUCCACAGAAGCCCAUCAUCACUGGUUAUAAAUCAUCAUUACGGGAAAAGGAAACAGCCACCCUGAACUGCCAGUCUUCUGGGAGCAAACCUGCAGCCCAUCUGACCUGGAGGAAGGGUGACCAGGAACUCCGUGGAGACCAAAAAAUACAGGAAGACCCCAACGGGAAAACCUUCACUGUGAGCAGCUCAGUGACAUUCCAGGUUACCCGGGAGGACGAUGGAGCAAACAUUGUGUGCUCUGUGAACCAUGAAUCUCUAAAGGGAGCUGACAGAUCCACUUCUCAACGCAUUGAAGUGCUGUACACACCAACUGCAAUGAUUCGGCCGGACCCACCACAUCCCCGUGAAGGCCAGAAGCUGUUGCUACACUGCGAGGGGCGUGGCAAUCCAGUCCCCCAGCAGUAUCUGUGGGUGAAGGAGGGCAGUGAGCCACCCUUGAAGAUGACCCAGGACAGUGCCCUCAUCUUCCCCUUCCUCAACAAGAGCGACAGCGGCACCUAUGGCUGCACAGCCAUCAGCAACAUGGGCAGCUACACGGCCUACUUCACUCUCAAUGUGAAUGACCCCAGCCCAGUGCCAUCGUCCUCCAGCACCUACCAUGCUAUAAUUGGAGGGGUCGUGGCUUUCAUCGUCUUCCUGCUGCUCAUCCUGCUCAUCUUCCUGGGCCACUACUUGAUCCGGCACAAAGGCACCUACCUGACACAUGAGGCAAAAGGCUCUGACGACGCCCCAGAUGCGGACACGGCUAUCAUCAACGCAGAAGGCGGGCAGUCAGGCGGGGAUGACAAGAAGGAAUAUUUCAUCUAGGGGCGUCUGUCCACCUCGCUCGCCCCCCAGGGGCCCCGUUGGGACUGCUGGGGCCAUCAUCCACCCGGACUUGUACAGAGCGACCCCAGGGCCGCCCCUCCCGCUUGCCCCCCAGCCCACCCACCCCCCUGUACAGAAUGUCUGCUUGGGUGCGGUUUUGUACUGGUUUGGAAUGGGGAGGGAGGAGGGCGGGGGGGAGGGGAGGGUCACCCUCAGCCCUUUCCGUGGCUUCUCUGCAUUUGGGUUAUUAUUAUUUUUGUAACAAUCCCAAAUCAAAUCCGUCUCCAGGCUGGAGAGGCAGGCGCUCUGGGGUAAAGAAAGAAAACAAAUUGUAAUGUUAGGAGGAGAAUGAAGGUGGAGAGGUUGGAGACGGGUAAGGAGCAAGGCUGGUUUGAAGGAAGGGACUCUCGCCAUCGCCAUCCCUUCUGUUUAUCCUCCACCGCAGAGCAGCUCCCCAGACUUCUCCUGGACCCCAGAAACAGGAGGGGUGUAAGCAGAGGCUAGUGGUGGCUUUCUUCUGCCAGCCCACUGUGCGCUAUGGACAGGGAGACGCUGCCUUCCAUGCGGAUGGAAAGGGGCGAGGGGAAGAGUCCCAGAAAAGAUAAGGCCUGCACGCGGGGUGCAGCCAAGGUGGGGACCCAGGGCUUCAACCUGGGGAGGAUGCGGGUCCCCUUGAAGAAGCUUAGAUUGGAGAGACAGGAUGGUGGAGGUGGCUCUUUCCACCCAUGGCCUCCAGAAUGAAUGAAGCCAGGCCAUUUUCACAGAAACUGCCCUGGGGGACAGCAGAGCUUGGCUGCCCCUCCUAGCUCCAGCAGCUGUGGAAGAGGCGCUGCUCUGGGGCCUGAAAUGUGUCUGCUUCCCCUGCCGCCGAGGGGCCCCUGACUCCUACUCCAAACCACCCCCCACCCGGACUGUUGCACGGCAACCACUCCUCUCAUGGCAUUGCUCAGCAACUCUUCCUCCAACUUGUGCCACCUGCCCGAUCCCCUUCGGUUCCCCAUGCCAGCCCUCUGUCCUUCCCCCCUCAGCAGCCAGGCAGACAUAACAACAACAAAAAUACUAAAAGGAGCUUCACCGCA